CAGGCGCAGGCCGGGAACCAAGCAGGCGGUUUCUGCCUCCAGUACCACCACCUCCACCGCCUCCGCCGCCUCCGCCGCCGCCGCCCCCGCCGCCGCCGCCCCCGCCCCCGCUCCCCCUAUCCCCUCUCCCACCCCCACCGCUUCCGCGGACUCGGCGGCCUAGGCCACCGCCACUGCCGCCCCCACAACCAUCUCCACCGCUGCUUCCUUGGGGGCCCCCGCUGCCUUUGCAUCAUCGAGACUCUAAGCCUCGAAGAAAAAGCGGUACAGAGUCCAUCUCGCGGGCCCGGGGCACAGGCAUGGCGGAUGGCGGCAGCGGCGGAGCAACGGGUGCGGUGGGCGGCGGAGGAGCGGGCCAGGCCUCGGCAGGGACAGCCACCGGCGGGACGGGCUCGAGCGGCGGCGGCGGCCCCAUCAACCCGGCCUCGCUUCCUCCCGGCGACCCUCAGCUCAUCGCUCUCAUCGUGGAGCAGCUCAAGAGCCGGGGCCUGUUUGACAGCUUCCGCCGGGACUGCCUGGCCGACGUGGACACCAAGCCAGCAUACCAAAACCUGAGGCAGAAAGUGGAUAAUUUUGUGUCAACACAUCUGGACAAACAGGAAUGGAAUCCUACAAUGAACAAGAACCAACUGCGAAACGGUCUGCGGCAGAGUGUGGUUCAGUCAGGGAUGCUGGAAGCAGGAGUGGACAGGAUUAUAUCGCAGGUGGUGGAUCCAAAACUGAACCACAUCUUCAGGCCACAGAUAGAACGAGCAAUUCAUGAGUUCCUGGCAGCCAAGAAGAAGGAAGCGAUGAGGGAAGCACCGGCACCCCCGCCCGAGCCUGAAAGCCAGGACCCUGCGGCUCUGUCCCAAGACACUUCCUAAGAAUAGACCCGACACCGUUUGAAAGCUCUGUUUAAUGAUGAAGAAAUGGAUUCCUGUUACUCAAGAGUACCACUGUGGUUGGCCGGGGUCAGCACUGCCUUCAAGAUUGCUACUUUGGCCUUGGCACAGUGUCCAGAUUGAACAGGGAGCAAGAACGGCCGUGAGAAAAGUUGUUCGUGUGUCCCUGCUCCAUGCCGCAAUUUGACCAGCCUGUCCAGUGGUGUGACACCUAGUAAACACUACAGAAUUAUAAACACUACAGCAACUUAGCACGAUCCUUAAGCAAACUUUUAUACUUGAACGUGGACACUGCACAUGGGUUUUAGUAUAUGUGCUGCCGAAGCGAGCACUGCACCUGGGUUUUAGAGUUUGCACUCUGGGGUAACAGAAGCUAUCAUGAAAGAACAUAGUGAGUCCCAAAGAUAACUUCAGAGGAUGAGGAGAGUUCACUUAGCUGGGAGUAGGUAUAUGGCAGUGCUUACGUGGUGCUGUAUCUCGGAGUCACAAACUAGAAUGUACAAGCAGAUGACUUUGAUAGCCUUAAAACUGUGACCUUCUUGUACAUGAAUCCUAGUCAGUUUCUUUUCCAUUGUCAGAGGUGACAAAACAAGCAGCCGUGGAUUGAGAAGGAAGUCAGAUAUUAGGUACAGCCACUGUUAAGCUCUUUGUCCAGGCAUCUUUCCAUCCUGCAAGAGCUACAGAGACUCAGAAAUUUUCUCUUCUCACGGUUGCAUUUUUUAGAGAAAUGAUCAACAAAUCAGUAAAUGGUGUUUUGUAAUAAAAUUGUUUGAUACUUCUGC
Molecule: messenger RNA, 1666 nt
Organism: Cavia porcellus (domestic guinea pig)
Lineage: Eukaryota; Metazoa; Chordata; Mammalia; Rodentia; Caviidae
Gene: Bod1
Product: biorientation of chromosomes in cell division 1
Exons: 4
Coding region: 300-866 (188 amino acids)
Biological process (GO): replication fork processing
Cellular component (GO): Set1C/COMPASS complex
Source: RefSeq, a predicted model, not a curated record